GUCGAUAGUACAGAAUCUAAUGCUAACGUGUAGCGUCACAGGUUCGUGUCUCCGCAAGUAAUUGCAUAUUCAUGUACUGCUAUCAUAGUGAUCUAUAUUGGCAUCUUUAUCGUACGCUUUCUGUUGCAUUCAUGUACACUUCCUGUAUUCCCUCCUUUUUCCUGCGAGGACUCGUAUCAUCGCACCAGUGACUUUAGCGCCGAGCAACCAGCUUUCGCCACGCGUUCCAGAAUUUUAUCGUGACGCACGUUGACAACACGUCAAAAAUGGCAGAUUCUCCGCCUAGUAAAGCAGAUAUCGAGGAAAUUUUCAAAAGGCUACGGGCCGUCCCAACCAACAAGACAUGUUUUGAUUGCAACGCGAAAAAUCCAGCAUGGGCCAGCGUAACGUACGGAGUCUUUUUGUGCAUCGACUGUUCAGCGGUGCAUCGUGGCCUGGGAGUGCAUCUUACCUUUGUCAAAUCUACGCAACUUGACACAAAUUGGACAUGGUUGCACUUGAGGAACAUGCAGCUGGGUGGUAAUGCUAACGCUAAAAAAUUCUUUGCACAACACAACUGUACCACGACUGAUGCUCAGCAGAAAUAUAAUUCGCGCGCGGCUAUGCUGUACAGGGAAAAAUUAGGUCAAGCAUCCGCUCAAGCAAUGCGUCGUUAUGGCACAAAGGUUUCUCUUACUACAUCGAAAAAUAAGACAAUGCUGCAUUUAGAUGAAAGCACAGAAAUAGUAUCAGAAGAGACAAACGAGCCAGAUUUUUUCAAGCAGCAUGAAAAUUUUGACUUACAUGAAAACAAUACAUUAAUUUCAAUGGAAGAAAAGGCAUUCCUAGCACCUAAUACUGUGCCAAACGUUGAUAGUACAGAAAAAAGUGCAUCAGAAGACAUUUCUAAUUCCUUGGGUCCUUCCGUUAAGCUUUUCGAUCCUGUUUCAAAUGUACAAACUGCAAGGAAAUCUACUAUAGGUUGCAGAACAGCACAAUCUAAACGUCCUGGUGGUUUAGGAAAGAAAGCUGGGAGUUUAGGAGCUCAAAGAGUCAAGACGAAUUUUGACGAAUUAGAAAAGAGCGUCGCGGAGGCACGUAAACAAGCGCAAGAGAAGGACAAGGAAGUGACAAAAGAAGAGCAGGAAGAGCUUGCCACGCGUUUAGCCCAAAAGUAUGAGCAAAAUUUGAGUCAACAAGCAAAAAAAAUAGAGGAGAGAGCUAAGCAGUUAGAUCCAUCGAAAGCCACGCAAGCAGAACGGCUUGGAAUGGGAUUUAAUGCACGAAGUGGCGCGAGUCACUCUGCAUUUGGCGACAUGAAGACAAUAAAGCAAGAGUCUAAGUCCACCAAUAUCAGCACGUCAACGGAAGCACUGUCUGGAGAAACUGAUCUUUUCUUUACCUUGGAUGAGUUUUACUCGGUUUACGCUAACAGUAAACCAUCUUCUCGUAACGACGAAAUUGUGGUCGUGGCAGAACCAGAACCGCCUAAACGGUUAGCUCCCACAAGCAGCCGUAUCGCCAACGUGAAGAGUGACACGAAACCAUCGUCUACCAUCUCUACCAUCGAAGGAGAAGCCCAGAAAAAGUUCGGAAGCGCCAAGGCCAUUAGUUCGGAACAAUACUUUCAAGACAGUACUUCCGACAAUUUGUGGGAACGUAAAAAUAAUUUGCGUCGCUUCGAGGGCUCGUCCAGCAUUUCAUCGGCCGAUUAUUUCGGUACUGAAGGCUCGACGCCGACUUCGCCCACGUCCUCGUUGUCUAUGCGUCUAACCGCAGGAAGGGCUGGUGUCGUGGAUCUCGACGAUGUCCGAGAGAGUGUACGUCAAGGUGUAAACAAGGUUGCUGGAAGACUUAGCUCGCUCGCAAAUGCGGCGGUUUCCUCUAUACAAGAUCGUUAUGGAUUUUAAACGAAAUCUUUUUGCGCUUCACGGAAAUUGUUACAAUACUUAUUAUCCGGACUCAGUCUUGUUCAUUGUUCAGAGUUGUAAAUAAAAGCUUAUAAUUGAGCUUUUGCGUAGCUUAUUCUACGGGUGUGUCGCGCACACAUAAAUAGAUGUAUGAAACUGAUCAAAAAAAUUGACGAUCGUUACAAAUUUAGUGCAAUAUAAAAAUUACGCAGUUUCGAGAACGAAAAUAUAAAUGCAAAAUGUAUUUUAUAAAUAUACGUCCGCUCAUCUUUAUCAACAAA
This is a messenger RNA of Nylanderia fulva, 2170 nucleotides long. RefSeq names its product ADP-ribosylation factor GTPase activating protein 3 (gene ArfGAP3). Gene Ontology annotation, molecular function: GTPase activator activity. NCBI's taxonomy places the organism in Eukaryota, Metazoa, Arthropoda, Insecta, Hymenoptera, Formicidae. Gene Ontology annotation, biological process: COPI coating of Golgi vesicle. The record is from RefSeq and is a predicted model, not a curated record.